Molecule: messenger RNA, 1257 nt
Organism: Rhodofomes roseus
Lineage: Eukaryota; Fungi; Basidiomycota; Agaricomycetes; Polyporales; Fomitopsidaceae
Exons: 1
Coding region: 1-1257 (418 amino acids)
Source: RefSeq, a predicted model, not a curated record
AUGCGAGAACCGAAGGCACAAGCCGCCUUCUUCGGCAAGGACGAUCCGCGAAACGCAAUCAUCCCAAUGAUGAGGGACCCCACCUCACGCGCCGAGAUCCCAGGUACCUUAGUAGCUAUGUUGUAUGUUGCACAAGUGACCCCCCCUGACGCACCCCUACAUCUGGUGCUUGAAGACGACCUACCACUCACAUUCCUGUUCGAGAAGCUAGCUGUGUGGGAAGACAAAGGGUGGAUAGACGUACCAUUCAAAACCCUGCUAAUACCCCUCGUUGGCACCCUUCGUCAUAGGUGCGCUGCGACCACCCUCAGGAAAGCCGUCAAGGAAACAGAUCGACGAGCCAUGGGUGUGGCAAGGGAUUUAGCCUCUAGUGACCCUCCUCAAGGGUUCCAACCCACACCCGCUCCUAGCAUGGAUGGAUAUCCCCACCUUGCUGUGUCUGGAGUUAGACUACAGGUACUGACCCAAGCCCUAGCGUAUCGAGGAAUACGCCUACAACGAGAACCUCAGCGACGACGCCGAACGGAGCAAAAUAUUGAUGCGGCGCGAACACACCUUGAGUCAAAUCAACCCGCGAUCCCUGACGACACGCUCUGGAAGAGCCAAAGAAAUCCAGACUUCAGUAGACCUUUUGCGGUGCUACUAUGGAAAAGCAUGCAUGAUGCGCUCCGUUGUGGUUCAUACUGGCUAAAUAUAACCGGUUAUGAGUAUCGGGCCACCUGCUCAUACUGCGGUGCAACUGAAGACCUAUCUCAUAUACUAUGGCACUGUCCCGCGACCGGACAGAGCGCGAUAUGGGCGAUCGUAUCAAUGCUGUGGACCGGGAAAGGUCUGAAAUGGAGUGGUUUGUCCAAGGCAGAACUCCACACUUUGGGACUCACGGUCUGGAAAGAUAACAAAGGGCGCGUUAGAACAGGCGCGACCAGGCUAUGGCGGAUCCUAGUAUCUGAGGCUACACAUCUAAUUUGGAAACUUCGGUGCGAGAGGGUCAUUGGACACGCAGAUUACGACGGAUGGGACCACGAUGAAACUUACGUUCGCAAUCGGCUCUACACAGCGCUGAAUAGACGGCUAAGCCACGAUGUAGAAGCCACCCGAAAACGGUAUGCAGAUCUGGCAAUACCUAAGCAAACGGUCCUAGAUACGUGGAGUGGACUGCUCCACGAUGAACUAGCCUUACCGCUGGACUGGACGACAUGCACAGGUUUUUUAGUGGGUAGUGCGAUAAGAAUACUACGGGAUACUGACCCGGGAUGA